GGAGCGUCGAGAGAGGGUGAGGGGACUUGCCAUUCCGCUUUCUCUCUCUUGGACUCAGCACACUCCACUCCUGCUCUCUCAGUUUUGGCACCAGAAUGAAUCAGGGAGACAAACAUCCAGCUACAGAAGGAAGAUGACAAUUUGUUCUCCACAAACAGAGCACUGAAAGAAUUAAAAGCAAUGGAUGACCUGGAGAGCAGCGAUUCAUCAUCUGAGUUGGAGCCUCUCAUGAUACAAGAGGAGGAUGGUCAUGCCAGUAGACCUCAGACAGAAGAAAUGGGGACAAUAAACACAGACUACUCUGAGUUUUGCUUCUCAGCAGCACAGUUAAAGCAAUCCGCGCUGAUGAGGCCGUACCUGCAGGAAAUGGACAACUUACUGAAGAGCUGUGAGGAGCUUACAGGAUUCACUAUGGCUACUAAAUACAAUGACACAACCCUCAGUGUUACACCAAGUACUGAUAAAAUAAUCAAGGCCAGUGAUGGAGAGGCAAGUGUCCUUACAAACUAUCUUUCAACAAACUACAUUGACACCAGGACAGAAAAUGCUUCCCAGAAGACUAACAUGCCCCUCACAUCAGCUGGGAACAAGCUGAGUGACAACUUGAUGGAAUAUGAGGGGCAGCUUUUGGGGAUGCUGGCCAUGCUAGAUGACAGUAUGGAAGAGACAGGUGUGGACUUGGAACGGCAAGUCUGGGCAACAGGCCAAGAAUAUGUGCACAUCAGUAAAAUGCUUCAAAGUUGCAUGGACCACCAACUGAACACUGAACUGUAUGAGGCAGAGGACACUGAACUGUAUGAGGCAGAGGAAAUGAGCCAAAACGACACGAUAAUUUCACCUAUUUGUGAGACAGAUUUAGGCUCAGAGAUGUCCGUGGCAUUGAUGCCAGUUGAGAGGAGAGAACAUCAGCUAGAGUUGAGCAAAGGGAUGAAGCAGACAUGUGGAGACGUCAUGGAGGAAAGUGAAGCAGGUGCAGAAAUACUCUCUAAAUCUGAGAGUUUGUUUAAAUUGGCCUCCAACUUAGAUGAAUUAACAGCAUUGGGAAAUGAUUUUGGAGAACAUAUAGAGCAAGUGCAGUGUUUGGAGAAACAGAGACGAGAUCUACUCACUGAGUUACUCAAGUUACUUGACCAACAAGAAACCCAAAGUGGUGAAGAGGAGAUAAAUAUGGAGGGAGAAGAGACAGAGGAGCAGAUUUCCAACAAAGUGGAUGCGUUAUUGACAUCAAUGAAAAAAGUGGAGGCGGUCAGUCGGGAGGAGAAGAAGAGAACCAGACUCAUUCUAAGAGAAGAAAGAUCAAAAGCAGAACAAAGUGUUUGGAAGGUGAUUCUAGAGCGGCAGGCACUGCAGGAGGAGCUCAGGAAGCUAAAGAAAAGGCUUUUCACCAUGGCUUGGGAGUGUGCUCAGAGCCAGGCCACGCUCCGCAGACAGCAGAGCCAAAUGGAGUUGCUGCACAAAGAAGAGGACAAGCUUCAUUCUCUGCUCCUCCAGCUGACGGAGGAAAGCUCCCAGUUAAGGUCAGCUCAUCAGCAACAGCUCCUGAAGCUGCAAGAACAACUUCAGAUCACCAGCCAGACCUGCCGUACGCAAGAGGAAAUGACAGAAUAUAAGAGACAUUCCUGUGGCGACAUCCAGCAGUAUCUGAGCGGGGGUCUCCAUGCGCUGGAAGAAAGGUACGAACCUAUUUUGAUGGCCCUGUUAAAAAGAAGAGAGGCAACAAGUGGAGCUCUUGUGAAAGCCAAAGAACAAGCCCAACAGCUUAAAGUUCAAGUGAGACCUUUAAAGGAAGAGGUCCAAAAGCUCGAAUUCCACCGGGUUUGUUUGGAGGAGAAACUGAAACUCUGUAGCCUGCAGAGACGAGAAGAAUUGGGACAAUAUAAAGAAAUGGUGACUUGUCUGGAGGAGAAGAGCAGAGAAUUGAAAACUGAACUGAUGAUCCAGAGGAGAAAAAGACAAGAUAUAGAGGAGAUUAAGGAGAGCCUCACCAGACAGCUGCUGGUUUACAGGGCUGCAGAUGGGGAUCACAACGCACUUGACCACAAUGAAGAAACGUGAUUUCGAUUUGAUAGGACUUUUUUUUUUCACCUGCAGUAUUUGGAAUCCCGCACUUUAGGCUUUACAAGACUCUCAAGAUCUUUUGUUACCUUUUUAUACAGUUAAUGGUCAUUAUUGUAUUCUGUGCCUUUGAUGAGAAGCAUGCCCAUAUGUGAAACGAUUGAAGCAUAAAUAUCAUGCAGUCCCACUAGCGCAAGACUGACAUUUACUGACAGUUACUUCUUGUUUCUCUGACUUUGUCAUGAUAAUUGUUCAAAUGUUUUUAUCACAUAGCAUGCAUUUUGAGAUCAGCUAGAGCAGGGGUCGGAAUUGUGGUAUGGGGAAAAAAGACUGUGUUUGUUAUUGAGCUAAAUCUUUCACUAGCAGUGUCUUGGGUGAUAAAGAAAGAUGAGGGCUGGACGGGGACAUAGAAACGGCCCUGGCAUAUUUGUCUUUGGCAACCCACUGUGAUUUUGCUGCUGCCAGACAUCCAAAUUCAGCAGUCUGCAUGGGAGGAGAGAGGUUGUGGUAUGUCCAAGCUAUCAUUGAUCUUAAAAUUCUCUCAAAAUGACAUACAAUAAUCCCUACUGCCAUGUGAAACUGCUUCUCCUUCCAGACCUCCACUUUUCUUACGUAACUCGGCCCAUCGCUGACGCUUCACGUUCAGCUGUUUAUCUAAAUGACUGGAAACUUAGUCAAGAAUCCGCAGAAUAUCAUCCAGGAGUAGCGAGGUGUGAAAGUUUGAAAAUGAACCAAUGGGCUGCUUUCCUUGUCAUACGUGUCGGCCACUGAGAGGAAGCUGCUCGCUAACAGAUUUCAUUGGACAUGUUAAUCAAAACGUCAACGUUCCGUCGGCCAUUCCAAUGUAUUUAAGAAUUGGGCUGCAUCGGCCUAAAAUGGGCAUUGUCUGGUGCAUGUAUGUAGCAAAUUGGUAGUAACCAUUUGGAUCACUGGUGGCCAUAAAGUGACGGCUGUCUGGUGGUUUUAAAACGGUUGGUGAUCCCUGUACUAGAGAGUGGAGGAUGCCUUCAUUACAUUAUGGAUAUUAUUGUCAUGAUACAGUCUCAACUUGGUUGCUUCUAUGUGUAUUUCUGUGUUGUUGUCAUGCCAUGCUUUGCACCGCCAACAAAUAUGUUUGUAUUUUCAGUCAGCAACUUAGACAUUUAUGUGUUGAACAGUGGCUUGUGUUUUCGUAUUCACCUUUUUUUCCUAG
Synchiropus splendidus (mandarinfish) is the source of this 3247-nucleotide messenger RNA. RefSeq names its product syncoilin, intermediate filament protein (gene sync). The record is from RefSeq and is a predicted model, not a curated record. The transcript is spliced from 6 exons. Lineage: Eukaryota; Metazoa; Chordata; Actinopteri; Syngnathiformes; Callionymidae. The coding region runs from base 181 to 2055 and encodes 624 amino acids. Gene Ontology annotation, cellular component: intermediate filament.